AUGGAUAACAAUCCGUUAACACCACGCGCUAGUAGUUUCAGUAUUGCUUCAUUGAUUACAUCAGAUUGUUGCGAAGAUGAAAAUAUUUUAUAUCAUUCUAUGACAAAUCUAACUGAAUCAAAUUUCAAUUAUAAUAAUUGUUCAAUUGAUAAAUCUACAAACGAUUAUCAACAAGAUUUUCAACAUUGUCAGUCACCAACAUUUAUUGAAACAAAUAACGAACAAUAUCAACAAGAAAUUAAAAAACGAGAUAAUCGAUCAAUGAAUACGAAACAAACAACAAAUCUUCAAAAAAGUUUAACAACAACACGACAUAUGGAAGAUUAUAUUCAAUCGGCAACAGAAAAAAUAAAGUCAACAUUUCAAACUAAUAAUGAUAAUAAUUCAAAUGGAAUUGAUAAUGUAACAAAACCAUUUCAUCCGAAAUUAGCUAAUAUUAAAAUGGUACUUGAAUCAAAAUCUUUAUGGGAUGAAUUUGAUAAACUUGGAACAGAAAUGAUUGUUACACGAUCAGGAAGACGAAUGUUUCCAAUUUUACAAAUAAAAAUUUCUGGUAUGGAUCCAACAACGAAUUAUUUACUUAUGGUUGAUUUUGUACCAUUAGAUGAUAAACGUUAUCGAUAUGCAUUUUAUAGUUCAAGUUGGGUUGUUGCUGGUAAAGCUGAUCCACAUUGUCCAGGUCGUUUUCAUGUUCAUCCUGAUUCACCACAAAUCGGUUCAGCAUGGAUGAAAAAUAUUAUUUCAUUUGAUAAACUUAAAUUAACAAAUAAUUUACUUGAUGAAAAUGGACAUAUUAUUCUUAAUUCAAUGCAUCGUUAUCAACCACGAAUUCAUUGUGUUUAUUCACCAUCAACAAAAACUGAUGAAUUACUUUUACAACAAACACAAACAUUUCGAACAUUUACAUUUUCUGAAACAACAUUUAUUAGUGUUACUGCAUAUCAAAAUCAUCGGAUUACUCAAUUAAAAAUAGCUUCAAAUCCAUUUGCUAAAGGUUUUCGAGAUUCAGAAUCAGAAGAUGGUAUGGUUGAUGCAUUAAAUCAAUUCAGUUCAAAUCAACGUUUACUUCGUUCACAACGAAAAUCACCAAAUACACAACUUAAUACAUUUAACCAAGCUGUUGAUGUUUCUACUCGUUUUAUAACUGAUUCACAAGAUGUUAAUUUUCUUUCACCAACAACUUAUUCAUUAGCUAAUCAAGAUUUAGCAAAUUAUACAGCUGAUGCUUUUGUUUAUUCACAAUUAUCGGAUUUAAGUUAUCGAACAGACCAUUAUCAUACAGCACGGAUGAGUCCCUAUGCACGACAAACAUUUUAUCCAAUGUAUACACAACGGGAAAUUCAUUCACCAUCAUCAUCAUCAUCCUACAAUAGCUGA
Molecule: messenger RNA, 1377 nt
Organism: Adineta steineri
Lineage: Eukaryota; Metazoa; Rotifera; Eurotatoria; Adinetida; Adinetidae
Source: the annotation of a GenBank genome assembly